AUGCCCUCCAAACUAGAGCCAGGUCUCCUUCCUGCGACGGGUCUGGAUCACGAGGCCGAUCUUAACUGGCUACAGCCUUGGGAUCUCCCGAAUCUUGGCGUCACAGAGAUUGAUUCUCUCCUUCUUGAUGUGGCGCAGAUCGAUGAGCAGACGGCUUGGCACGCCGACGAGGUACAGACGUUCUUCGAUCUGGACGCCUGCGCGACUGCAGGAGACGCGUCAACGGGCGACCAAAACAACGCGCUCGGAGUUCGAGGCUCUCAGCUAUGCCCGACGCCAGAUCAAACUGCCCCAGGCGGUUCUCUGUCGACCUCGGCUAGCCCCGAAGACUGGUCUGUCGGUGGCUCUGAGGACACUCUCUCCGUUGAACCCGAGGCAGACAGCGAACGCAGCUUCGGCGCGGUCAACGGCGAGGAAGACCCAUUCUUCGACUAUCUAGACCACAUCAUCGGCGAUGAUACUCCCCUGGAGGUCAAGAAGACUCUGAUCGGAACGAUCGUUGAUAAAGUGAUUCCGUACCGUUUUAACGACGGUUCCCGAGCUUUCCCUCCCGUAGCGUUUUACGACAUGCUGCUUCAUAACGAGGCAGACUUAGACAUCAAGUACAUGGGUAGGGAUGCCGCAAUCUGGUUUGGCAAGAUGUCGACCGACAUUGCCGACCACUUUGUCGGGGUGAUCAUGGAACAAUACAAGAUAAUCAAGGCGGCCACUCCUUCGAGCCCUCAGCAGCCGGAAAGUCGCAAACAAAGCAAGCGCACUGGCAAGGCCAGCCGUCUGACCGAUCACCAAGACCCGCUGCUCAAGGCUGAGCUUCAGACCCCUCUGACCUUGGCUUACCGCGGUAUCGUUGACAGUGCGGAUCAGGCGGUGGCUUUGGGGAAGGCGUACGAACGUGUCUUCCGCCAGGAGUCGCCGAGCCGUGAAAACGAUCCUAGUUGGCCCACCACCGAGGACAGGCGUAGAGAGUACAUUCAGAAGAUGCACGACGCGAUUGUCGAUACGAGCUGCUUUCAAGAGAAAGCCGACGCACUUCGCAAGAAGGCGCAGUUGGAUGCGAAGCAUAUUGAAGACGAAAACAAAAAUGACCCGGGCCCAUCAUCGAAGCGGAAGCGCGGACAAGACGCUCCCAAGAAGAUUCCUGGGCUUUCCCAUGCCGACGCUGUCUAUGUGGACCCCAGCAGUAGCCCAGCAGACAUCCUUCGCGCAGCUGCUCGUUGCAACCUCACGAACAUUGAGAUUUCCGCGAUGGACAUCCAAGAAGGUUGGGAGCUCAAGCUCCGCUGGACAGGAGAGAGCUGCCCCAUGUGGGAGGCAUACGGAACCUUCGCUGAUCGCUGGGAGCAGAUGUGUUACAACAUGAAACUGAAAGUAAGUAACAAGCAGCUGAACAACACCAGAGACAUUCAGAAUCAGGCUGGCCGAGAGACUAUCAAGCGAAGAAAGCUUGAGGAGGAAGCCUCUGGCUGCGUUGGAGCAUAA
This is a messenger RNA of Colletotrichum siamense, 1479 nucleotides long. RefSeq lists its product as uncharacterized. The coding region runs from base 1 to 1479 and encodes 492 amino acids. The record is from RefSeq and is a predicted model, not a curated record. The transcript is spliced from 5 exons. Lineage: Eukaryota; Fungi; Ascomycota; Sordariomycetes; Glomerellales; Glomerellaceae.